Arxiozyma heterogenica is the source of this 1734-nucleotide messenger RNA. It is a transcript of the gene GGA1, whose product is annotated as ubiquitin-binding protein. Gene Ontology annotation, biological process: Golgi to vacuole transport; protein transport to vacuole involved in ubiquitin-dependent protein catabolic process via the multivesicular body sorting pathway; Golgi to endosome transport. NCBI's taxonomy places the organism in Eukaryota, Fungi, Ascomycota, Saccharomycetes, Saccharomycetales, Saccharomycetaceae. Bases 1 to 1734 code for a protein of 577 amino acids. Gene Ontology annotation, molecular function: phosphatidylinositol binding; ubiquitin binding. The transcript has a single exon. Gene Ontology annotation, cellular component: trans-Golgi network. The record is from RefSeq and is a predicted model, not a curated record.
AUGUCUGGUAUUUAUUUAACAGAUCGCCCAGUGAGAAGACCUCCUGCUACAGGGAAUACCCUAUUGAGAAAAAUUCAGAGGGCUUGUAGAAUGUCUUUACUCGAACCUGACUUAGCUCUUAAUUUGGAUAUCGCCGAUUACAUUAAUGAAAAACAGGGGGGGACUAGUUAUGACGCAUGUAAUGCUAUUGUCAAAUUGAUUAAUAAUAGAGAUACUCACACUGCUGUCUUUGCAUUGGCUCUUUUAGAUGUCCUUGUAAAAAACUGUGGAUAUCCUAUCCAUUUGCAAAUCUCCAGAAAAGAAUUUUUAAAUCAAUUGGUUAGAAGGUUCCCUGAAAACCCACCUUUACGUUACUCAAAAGUUCAAAAAUUGAUUUUAACUGCUAUCGAGGAAUGGUACCAAACCAUUUGUAAACAUGCAACUUACAAAGAUGAUUUGAAUUAUAUCAGAGAUAUGAGAAGAUUAUUGAAAUAUAAAGGCUACAUUUUUCCAAGAAUUCAUGCUGAAGAUUUGGCUGUUAUGAGACCCACCGAUCAAUUAAAGACAGCUAGUGAAAUCCAAAAGGAACAAGAAAUCGCUCAAGCCGCUAAAUUGGAGGAAUUAAUUAGAAGUGGUAGACCCGAAGAUCUAAAAGAAGCAAACAAAUUGAUGAAAAUCAUGGCUGGUUUUAAAGAAGACAACCUUAUCCAUGCUAAACAAGCUAUUAAUAACGAAUUAAACAAAUUGAGACGUAAAGCAGAUUUAUUGAAUGAAAUGUUGAAUACAUCUAAUAACGAUGCAGAUUUAACAAAUAAUGAAACUAUUGAAGAACUUUAUGGAUCCUUGAAAGCAGCCCAACCUAAAUUCCAAAAAAUCAUUGAAGAAGAACACGAAGAUGACAAUUUAGUUCAAGAUUUGCUGAAAUUUAAUGAUGUAGUUAAUCAAUUAUUAGAAAAAUACUCUUUAAUUAAAGCUGGUAAUAAGACUGCUGCAUCAAAUAUUAAUCCAGAAUCUAUCUCAACGGAAAACAACUUUAAGACUACUGGGGGAGCUCUGGCUAAUGAAAUAAACUUGAUUGAUUUUGACAAUACUGAUAAUGAUAACGAUAAUACAGCUGUAGAUAAUAUAGCUUCAGCACCUUUCACUAAUACUAUGCAAAUCUCCACUAGUUCUUCAAAUGAUCCACUUGUCGAUUUAUUAGGUGAUUUAUCCCUCUCAAACGAUAAAUCUUCAAAUCAAGAUAGUUUCUUAAACGUUGGUGAAAUUUCCUUAGGAUCUGAACCUAAUUUGUUUAAUAGUAAUAGCAUUAAUAAUAGCAUUAAUAAUACUACCAGUACAACAAACACACUGGAUUUGUUGGGUGAUUUUAGCACGCCAACUAUACAACCAACUUCUCCAACCUCUGAAAGAAUAUUAGUUAACACAGAUUCAAAUAUUAAGAUUGAAUUGGAAAUUAGAAGAGAAUCCGAUUCUGUUAUUAACCUUAAAAUCUUUUUCUCCAAUUUGUCAUUUAGUCAAAUAACUGGUGUAACUUUUGCAUUGGCAGUGCCAAAAUCCAUGCAAUUGAAAUUACAACCUCAAUCCAGCAGCAUUUUGAGUGCUAAUAUUAAAGAUGGUAUUACACAAGAAGCUUGGAUUGAGAAUGCAUUGAUUAAUUCUGCCAAACCACUGAAACUGAAAUGGAAAGUUACUUAUUCUAUAAAUGGUGUUUCACCAAUGGAAAAUACUUCUAUCUUAACAUUACCAAAGAUUUAA